Aspergillus lentulus is the source of this 285-nucleotide messenger RNA. Lineage: Eukaryota; Fungi; Ascomycota; Eurotiomycetes; Eurotiales; Aspergillaceae. The record is from RefSeq and is a predicted model, not a curated record.
AUGCUGAUAUAUGACAUUAUCUAUCAUAUUAGCGGGCUGAAGUUAAAGCCGAUCGGCUGGAGAAGGAAGGCCGCCGCGGCCGAAGAAGCGGAAGUUGCGCGCAAGCGCACCAAGGCCCAGGAGCUCCUCAAAGCCAUCAAGAAGAAGGAGAAGAAGGACAAGGAGGACAAGGAGGGCAAGGAGCAAUGUGAUCUCUGGUUUGGGAUCCGGGAUCUCCAACAUACUACGGGGUACACGACGUCCCAGAUAUCGUGGAUUGGAGUCAAAGCUGGGAUGGGACCUUGA